UACUCAAUCGCACGUCGUUGCAUGCGGUCUUCUGCCAUCCGACUGUUGAGCUAUCAGUACCGGACCGGGCGCACUUUCAUAGCCCUCUCGAUGUUCCUUUCGAUGGCGUCAUUCGGGAUCUACGUCUCCGAGGCGACUCAGUGGCCCAACGAAAUUGAGAAGUGCGGUCACAAGGGACGGAAGCACCGACUGUUGGAUUUCAUCUUCAACAUCUUCUUCCUCGUCCACUUCCUCACGCGCUGGGCAGCAGCGGACAACAAACUGGCCUUCUGGAUAGAGCCGUUCUCCCUGCUCGACUACUGCACUGUCCCACCGACGUUGCUGGCGUUCGCGCUGAAACGCUCCUGGAUGGGCCUGCGAUUCAUGCGAACCUUUAGGCUCUUCAACCUGGCGGAGGUUCUUCACAACCUCAACAUCAUCAAGUCAGCCUCGGCUCUGCGCUUCUGCCAGCUCUGCUCUUUCUUCUUCGCAAUCUGGUUGGCUGGUGCCGGGAUGAUCUACUUGCUGGAGAACACAGGUGAUCCCUUCUAUGUACCGCCCUACGGAAACGCCGUUCGCCUGAGCUACGGCCACUGCCUCUACUUCGCGAUCGUGACGAUGUCUACAGUCGGCUACGGUGAUAUUACACCUCAGACGGUGCUUGGCCGGAUAUUCACGUCGUUCUUCAUACUGUGCGCGCUGGCCGCCUUCGCCUCGUGCAUUCCGGAAAUCGUGGAGAUGUUCCUUUCCACCAGCAAGUACUCUGGCACGUACGCUUCACGGCCCGGACGCAGACACGUGGUGGUGUGUGGUGACGUGACCACCGAGUCGGUGAAACACUUCCUCGACGAUUUCCUCCAUCCCGACAGGCGUCGGACGGACGUGGAAGUGGUAUUCAUGAACAGAUCCAAACCGGACUUGAGAUUGCAGAGCCUGCUAAGGCGGCAUUUCACACGAGUGAAGUACUUGGAAGUAAGCGAUUAUUGGUUUCUCUCUGGUACAUUCAUGCAAAAUUCUAGAAGUAGAAGACAAUGCCAUUGUGAGUAA
Mesocestoides corti is the source of this 1026-nucleotide messenger RNA. The record is from the annotation of a GenBank genome assembly. Lineage: Eukaryota; Metazoa; Platyhelminthes; Cestoda; Cyclophyllidea; Mesocestoididae.